Dreissena polymorpha is the source of this 6064-nucleotide messenger RNA. Its product is annotated as mucin-5AC-like. Bases 60 to 3122 code for a protein of 1020 amino acids. The record is from RefSeq and is a predicted model, not a curated record. Lineage: Eukaryota; Metazoa; Mollusca; Bivalvia; Myida; Dreissenidae. The transcript has 15 exons.
UCUACACACCCGGGAAUCCCGGACAUCGCCUGCUGAUCGAGAGUGAAAACUUUUUGAUCAUGUUGCCUCUGCGUGCAAUUGCAGUAAUCCUUAUGCCAGUUCUCCUGGGAAGUCAGGGGAAUAUAUUGCUUGGAAAAUGGAAUGAGACAGUGAUUGAGUGUUCGUCAAACACAGAAUUCACGUUCAAAUUUAAAAGUUGGCGAUCAAACAAUUCUAUAGCAAUUGCACAGUGUGACGUAGCGCUGAAAUCAUGUCAAUUGAUGGAUACUGUCCUAAAACAUAAAUACAACAUUUCUUUCACUGGCCGAGGUGGAAUUUUGUAUAUUAUCAGUCGAGAAAACGUUACAUCCGGAACAUACACGUGCAGUGAAACAUACAAGCCUGAUAUUUUUGCCAGCAUAAACAGUGCAUCUUUAGAUGGGGUUUUAAGUAACCGUUCCGCACAAGCCGUGUUUGGUAAAGCGACACCAGUGUCAAUAGAAUGUUCUUCAGAAUCUGACAUCACAUUCAGAUACAGCAGAAGAAACACAUAUGCAUCAAGAUCAAUUGCCGAGUGUGACCUUACAAUACAGUCUUGUCAUAUUUUAGAAACGGAAACUGAAAACAAGUAUUACGUUUCAUACACGGGGCGUGGGGGAAUUCUGCGCAUUAACAAUUUAGACGACAGAACAAUAGGGACGUACACCUGUUGUGAAACAUACAAUCACAACAAUUGUAUCAGUACUGACGUUAAUAUUUAUAAUAUGGACGAAUUACAUAACGCUUCAGAUGGUGUUCACUUUAUUGAGAACAACACGAUAGCACAAUCUUCUGAUGAAUACAACAAAGACGAAGGAACAAAUAUAUUGACUAUAGUUCUUCCAAUAUGUGCUGUCCCGAUAGUCGUCAUAGGCAUAUGCGGGAUCAUACAUCUCGUGCAAAAAAGAAACAGUAGUAAUGAGGGUAAUCAUUAUCCGGCUCUCUCAAUGCGACAUGAAGAAGAGGGGAGUCCGCUUAUUCGCAGUCAGGUCAACAAUUUGAACAUCGACUCCUCGAUCACUUUACCUGCAGAUACAGGUUCGUCACAAUUGACUGGACUCGAUGCCAGUUGGAAACAUGUUAUAUCGGAUAUAAAUGGCACUAUUACUGCAGUCAAUGAGGCGUGUGCGCCGGAACAUACAAUUAGAGUAAAAGAGACUACAGAGAAGGCUACUGAGAAGAUUUGUCCUACACAGAGCAAAGACAUACACUCCACUGACGAAAUGCAGAUUGAAGACAUGAACAUCGACUCCUCGAUCCCUUUACCUACAGCUAAAGGUUCGUCACAAUUGACUGCACUCAAUUCAAGUAUGAAACAUGACAUAUCGGAAGGUGAGAGCACUUUCUCAGAAGCUUCAGAGGAAGGUGCACCGAAUCGUACAGCACAUACAAUUGGAGCAAAAGUGACCACAAAUACAGCAACGCAGAAACUUUGUCAUACACCGAUGAAAGACAUUUCAUUGACAGACGAGAAGGUCGAAAACAUGCACAUCGAGUCCUCGAUCACUUUACCUGCAGAUACAGGUUCUCAAUUGACUGCACUCAAUGCCAAUUUGAAACAUGGCAUAUCGGACAGAAACGGUAAUAUUUAUGCACCUACUGAGGAGGGUGCGGCGGAACAUACAGCAAGUACAAUCAGAGUAAACGAAACAGAGACAGCUACGGAGAAACGUAGUGCUACAAAGAUCCAAGACAUACAACCCAAUGCCGAUAUGCAGGUCGAAGACAUGAACAUCGACUCCUCGAUCACUUUACCUAAAGAUGCAGGUUCGUCACAAUUGACUGCACUCAAUGCAAGUAUGAAACAUGACAUAUCGGAAGGUGAGAGCACUUUCUCAGAAGCUUCAGAGGAAGGUGCACCGAAUCGUACAGCACAUACAAUUGGAGCAAAAGUGACCACAAAUACAGCAACGCAGAUACUUUGCCAUACACCGAUGAAAGACAUUUCAUUGACAGACGAGAAGGUCGAAAACAUGCACAUCGAGUCCUCGAUCACUUUGUCUGCAGAUACAGGUUCUCAAUUGACUGCACUCAAUGCCAAUUUGAAACAUGGCAUAUCGGACAGAAACGAUAAUAUUUAUGCACCCACUGAGGAGGGUGCGGCGGAACAUACAGCAAGUACAAUCAGAGUAAACGAAACAGAGACAGCUACGGAGAAACGUAGUCCUACAAAGAUCCAAGACAUACAACCCAAUGCCGAUAUGCAGGUCGAAGACAUGAACAUCGACUCCUCGAUCACUUUACCUAAAGAUGCAGGUUCGUCACAUUUGACUGCACUCAAUGCAAGUAUGAAACAUUACAUAUCGGAAGGUGAGAGCACUUUCUCAGAAGUUUCAGAGGAAGGUGCGCCGGAUCCUACAGCAUAUACAAAUGGAAUAAAAGUGACCUCAGAUACAACAACGGAAAAACUUUACCCUACACCGAUGAAAGACAAACUAUUGACAGACGAGAUGGUCGAAAACAUGCACAUCGAGUCCUCGAUCACUUUACCUGCAGAUACAGGUUCUCAAUUGACUGCACUCAAUGCCAAUUUGAAACAUGGCAUAUCGGACAGAAACGGCAAUAUUUCUGCACCCACUGAGGAGGGUGCGGCGGAACUUACAGCAAGUACAAUCAGAGUAAACGAAACAGAGACAGCUUCGGAGAAACGUAGUCCUACAAAGAUCCAAGACAUACAACCCACUGCCGAUAUGGUCGAAAGCAUGCACAAUGAGUCCUCGAUCUUACCUGCAGAAACAGGUUCUCAAUUGACUGCACUCAAUGCCAAUUCGAAUUAUGACAUACCGGACAGAAACGGCACUAUUUCUGAACCCACUGAGGCGGUUGCGGCGGAACUUACAGCACGUACAAUUAGAGAAAAAGAAUCCACAGAGACAGCUACGGAGAAUCGUAGUCCUACACCGAUACAAGACAUACAACCCACUGCCGAUAUGUCAACCACGAUAAAUGGAACGUCAACGGAGCCAAAUGAUGCAAUAACAGGUGAAAUGAGUUAUGGAACUAUUUGCAAAAAGGGACUCAUCUUUGCAAGUGGUGUCGCCAGCACGUGUAUUGCCGUUGCUGCGUAUGGAUCGCUCCGUGGUCGGUCUCAGCGGCCGAAAUGAUUGCAGAGACAGCCGCUGACGGCAAGUCGUUGUUCACAUCCGAUAGCAAUCAAGCAAUUAUAAACAGGGCAAAAAAGACAACGCAAAAAAGGAAACCUGACGCGGAAAAAGACUGCACGCGUUCUGUUCAAGUAGAAAGCAAAAAGUAAUUAUACCGUGACAACGUACGAAGUCGUUUUUAUACACUUAAUACUAAUAAAAGAUAUAUUCAAUGCGUGUCAACUUAUAGCUAACGUCAUAAUGCCAAAAACAAGACAAUAACAAUUAAAAUGCAUAAGACGUGUUCUUUCGAUAUAAAAUAUGAUAUGGGGUAUAUUAAAUGACACGUUAUCCCAUAUGUAAUGGUGUAAGGAACAUAUACACGCGUUACGAUAAAACUAACACGACUUUAUUUAUUUUGCAUCCAUGAUUCGGAUUAACAUUCGGAUUGCAUUUAUGAUGAUUGAUAUAAGCAAAAAAAAAUUAAUCGGCUCUAGGUGUAUAUUUGAUAAUGUUUGAACAAUAUUUUCAGCGCAGCUACGAAUUUAUAAUGACAAUAGACCCUUUUCACAAUAGGCUAAAAUUGAUAAGAGGUCAAAGUCACGUGACUCGCAGAAAUCCAGAACGAGCUGAACGUGUAUAAAUGUUCAAUAGUCCUGCGCUACGCCGCAUUUGCGUCGCAUUUUAUUUCAGGCGGACAUUCGUUCGUAUGUUUUUAGACAACCUGAACAUUCGUGCCUUCGUUAUUUUGGCAAUGCGGAUAAUGGUUUCUUCAUAAUUUUGACAGCCCGGACAUUUGUUCCUUCGUAAUUUGGACAGCCCGGGGAUUCGUUCCUUAAUAAUUGCUAAUCCGGUCAUUUUUAUCACAUUUAAUAAAAAUAAUAUGCAACUCUGGGCAUUUAUCCGGUAUUUUAAUAUGUCGUUAUUGAAAUAGUUAAAAAAAAUGUUUUCAUAUUUUGUGUUAUACUUUAUAAUUGUUGGUAAGAUUGUAUCGUUAUCAUGAGAAUGAUAACGUUAAAAAUAUUCGAAUAUAUCGACUUACACUGAGCUUUGUAAUUUGCCAAACCUUGCAGAAAUCUGGGCGUUAACACUAUGUAGGAGUAUAUAUAUAUCCGGUCUGUCAAAAUAAUCUUGGAACGAUUGUCCGGGAUGUCUAAAUAGCGUGGGAAUGAAUGUCCGGGUAGUUAUAACUACGUAUGAACGAAUGUCCGCCUUUUCAAAACAAGGACUUAUACAAACAUGUUUUAUAAGUCCCUGGUCAAAAUUAGCGUAGGAACGAUUUUCCUUGUGAAAGAAUUUUCGGAUACAUAAUUAAGCGCUUAAUACUUAUAAAUAAACUUUUAUGCUAAACAAGAAACCUAUUUAGUGGGUACCGCUAAAAUAAAACUCCGUCAUUUGUUAUUUUGAAUCAAGAUUAAAUAAAAUGUAUAUACACGUAUACACUAGUGGUCCUAUAUACUAUGGCUUUGAAAUAUGACUUAGGUAUGAUAAUGUUUAUUUUAUAACCCCUCAUCAAUUUAUUGACUAAACAACACAUCCAUGAAUGCAUAUGUUUACCGUAAUUGUAACCAGUGUCAGUGCUCAUGAAAAUCCCGAAUGUAAUUAAUAAAAAUCAAAUGGUUUAUAAUCAUUGAUAUGCUCCGCCAAAGAUCUAUACACGUUCAGCCUCGUUCUGAAAUUCGACGCGUCACGUGAUAUCUAAAAAUAGCAACAGCGGUAGUAUUGUGAAACUGGUCUAUUAAAGAAAGCAAACCAUUGAUGCCAUCGCGGCAAACAUCACAGGGGCACCAUUUAACAGUUUAAAUUGCGAUACAUACAACAAUAUAAGGCGUCGCUAUUGCAACUUGACAUUUCACACGUGUUGCUCUAACAUAAAUGUUUACUAUGUGAUAUUAAUUACUAAGUGAUGAAGGAAUUGAAUUAUAAGUGACUGAUCGACUGUUUAAGUGAACAAGUCACACUGGAUUAACUGAGUUAAGGAACGCAAAAUAACCAAUUACAAUUCUCUAUACAAACUUACUGAUGUACAAGAUUUUUUUAGAUUUAGCCUUUCUAGAUUACGAGUAUCCUCUCAGAGAUUGAGAAUAGAAAGUGGCAGAUGGUCUAAGCCCAACCCUACACCUGUUGAGCAAAGGACAUGUACUGUUUGUAAUCGUCUAGAUGACGAAUAUCAUUUUGUGAUUGAAUGCAACUUAUAUACAGAUUUAAGAUGUAAAUAUAUACCUUCAUAUUUCAGAAACAGACCAAAUAUGCAAACAUUUGUUGAGUUUAUGUCUUCCGAUAGUGAAUCUGUGUUAAGAAAACUAAGUGCUUUUGUUCAUGCCGCUUUGUUAGUUAGAUCAACGAAUAUGUAUGCGCCCAUUUGAUGUAUUUUUACCCAUUUACUAGAUGAAAAAUGUAAACUGCUGCUGUGUUUUGAUUUUGUAUGUGAAUGAAAUCCUGUAUAAUAAGUACUUUUGUGUGAGUUCUUGUUCACGCCUUCUUAAUUUGUUUUGUUGAGUAAAUGUAUGUUAGAAAUAAUGCAGUAUGUAAUAAUAAGUAGGAUAAAGAUAAGAUCCUCUUAAAUUUAAAGUAUUUCAUCUAUGUAUGCUGUCGACUAUUUGCUUUAGGUGUAUAAUCAGUAUGUUGUGUGAGUUUUUUGUUUUACUCUCUUUAUGUUUUGUUUGAAGAGUAAAUGCACGUCAAAAUUAAUGCAAUAUGUAUUGAUAAGUAUAAGUAUGAGUAAUCUUUUUAAAUAUUAUUCUUACGGAAAAUAUGUAUUUCAUCCUGUAAAUUAUUUGUAAGCAAUAAUUAUGUAAUUAUUAUUUAAAAAGUUGAGUACUCGCUUAUUCAUAAUUUCAUGUGAUUGUUAUAAUCAUUUGUAUAUGUCUAUUACUGUAGUUAAAAUAUUGCUUGUACUAAAAUGUGUCCACAUGGGCCGUUGGCCUUCUGAAAAUGCUGUAAAUAAAAUCUGAAAAAUCUGA